AUCAAAUCUCACUGAAAUUCUUCAUUUCAAAAAAACUUUUAGCAGGUUGGAAAAUUGUUUCUAAUUUUUAAAAAUGCACAGAAAUGGGAGUUUUUAGAGGUAAAGUGUGUUGUUUUCAGCCCCAAAGGCUGAGUUUUUAAAUGUCUUGCUAAUUGUGAUGAUUUUUUACUAUCAUUCGGCUAAUAUUUCAAGACAUUUGGAUAAUAUCAUAGUAAAGCAAGUGACUAUAAAUCUAUAUUUCAAGUAACUUCAAUAAUUUCUCACAAGAAGGAACACUUUUUGUCAGUCUUACUAAGAGCAGCGUUUUCUCAUCAUUUACUUGCUCACAUAAUUAUUAGUAUUAUGUUCGGUCAGCAGUUUCUUUGUAGGAAUCUUUCAAAGCCGUUUGCCCAUCUUAUUGGUCGGUUUACUGAAAACUAGAGAAUCUGCUAAGUAAUAAGUAAACCUACUUAUAUGUGUACACAGAAGCCACAAUACUGUGGAAGCUGGUGAGCAGAGGGAGGGUCCUAUUGCCAAGUCCUGUGGGCUGUAGAACUCCCACACCUCUCACAAGAUACCUUCUCACCUACCAGAAGGGGCACGUGGCCAUCUGACAUAAAAGGUUAAUGAGGAUUCCACUGGCAGCCCUUAUGUUAAAUAUUAGUAGAGUCUAAUUUUAAAAGAUAGAAACAAAUAUAAAUAGACCAAAAGUUCUGAGCCUGUGUGUGUGUGUAUGUGUGUGCACGUGCACGCACCCGUGUGAUGGACCCUUUUAGGAGAAAGAUGGCUGAAGACCCCUUCUCAGAAUGAUGUUUUUAAAUAAAUAAAGGAAAUGAGAAAUUUCAGUUUGAGGUUAGUGAAAACAACGAUGAUCGAUGUAAUUUUUUUCCCCCAUCAAAGUUCACGGACCCCUGAAAUCUGUCCUGGGUCGAUGGUUAAGAACCUCUUAGAUGUUCUAGUAUUUUCUUUGCCCCCUCCCUGGAGACCAUGCUCCUCCACUUUGGAGAGUCCUGCUCUAGUGGGAGCCUAGUUUCAGGUUACAAUUCACCUACUCACCCUCCUAAGACAAACAGGUUAUUAUGUAGGAUCAAUUGACUAUGCAGCUAGAAGGCAGGUAUUUGGAACUGAAGCCUAGUGGACAAAAGUCAAGAGCAUUAGAAAGUUAAAAGAAAGUUGAGGUCUUUUGUACAAGGAUUUAGAGGUGGCUAAGUAGCACAGUGGAUGGAACACUUGUCCUGCAGUCAGGAAGAUCUGAGUUCAAAUCUAGAAUCAGAUAUUUAUAAGCUACGUGAUCCCGGGCAAGUCACUUAACUCCUAAUUUGUCUUAGUUUCUCAUCUGUAAAAUGAAACUCAAAAAAAAAAGGAAAUGGCAAAUCAUUCCAAUAUCAUUGCCAAGAAAACCCCAUGGACAUGUCGCUUAGAAUCAGACACAACUGAAUGACUAAAUAAACAACGGAAUAAAAUAGUGGAUGGAGAGCUAGACAUGGAGUCAGAAAGGCCUGAGUACAAAUCCAACUUAGAUACUUAUUAGCCAUGUGACCCUAGGCAAGUUACUUCUCUGCCUCAGUUUCACCACCUGUAAAAUGGGGAUAAUAAUAGCAUCUACCUCUCAAGGUUUUGGUGAGGAACAACUGAGAUAAUAUUUGUAGAGUACUUUGCAAAUUCUAAAGCAUUAUACAACAGCUUGCUUUUAUUAUCAUUAGUAAGCCCUAGGCUUACAGAUCUAAAAAAGAGACAGUCCCUGCCCUUGCAUUCUAAUGGACGAUACAACAAAUAUAAGAAAGAGUGGCUAGGGAAGAGUGUUUUGUCUGGAAAAUUACUGGAAUGGCGAGUGGAGCCAUAGGACGGUCCACUGACACACCCUUUCCAGAAAUAAUGGCAGUGUUGAUUUGAUUACUAUUCCCAGAGAAAGAGUAAGAAAUUGUAGGGAGAGGUGGAAUUCCUUCAUGAUGCCCCUGUGGUGGUCCUUUCAUAUUUGUAAAAGCACUUUUUAAGCCUUCAUAGCUAUUAUUAUUAUUGUAAGGAUCUCCUGGGGCAGAGGUCAGUUGUCAAGAGAGCUAGGAAUGCUAGUCUUCUGACCUUCCUGAUGAAGAUUCUUUCAAAAAGGACUUUCCUGGGAGGGGUUAUUUCCUAUUUGGCCAGAACUAUUCCACUUGGACAUAGCUCUAUUCAUUCUCUCAUCUUGAUUUAGAGCUGGUCUGCAAUUAUUUCAAAAAUCACCACACACACACACACACAUACAUUAUAUUUAUUCAGAAUUUGCAUUAUCCUCCUCCAGAUUUGCCAGCAUUGCUCCAUUAGGUCUUUAUCUACGUCAUUAACUCAAGUAUGCUUCUUAAGGGCAGGAACUGUCUCUGCAAUUUAUUUUUGUAUCCUCCCACAAUGCUUUCUGCACACUGUGGUGCUCAGUAAAUGUUGAUUCGAUGACUGAUUGACUUCCUUAAUCUCCAGGUCAAAGAGUACAAACACCCUCCCGGAAGAGGUACAUUCAGAAUUCUUCUAUGGGAAAAAAAGACCAUCUUUUCUCGCCCUUCUCUCUCUCCUGGCCCCAUUUAGAAUGGAGAGAUGGAGAAUAAUCCACUUAUUUCAAGACUACUCAGUGAAUUCUGGUUAAUCAUUUGGUCCACCAUGAUUUCUGGGAAGUUCUGGCUGUGCCAGCUAGAGUUUUGGGCUAUGGAGAGAUAGCUUGUUUUCCUUUAGGUCAGAUAUGCCUUAGAUCCAUAUGGGCUCUCCAGGUAGUCCAUGAUGAUGCCUGCAUUUCUGGAAUGAAUGAAAAGCUUGCCGAUAGAAGAGUCUAAAAAUAAAAACUAGGCACUACCGAACUGGUAUGUCAUCAGAAGCUCGCACCUUUUCCAAUCCGUUCCAGUGACAAGGUCUAAGUUCCUGCCAUCUCCAUCCAUGAAAAUUCAUCUUCUGAUCUCUGAUCUCCUCAUUCUCCUGGAUGUAUGGCAAGGCAGAGUCUCAGUGCCCAGUUAAGACCACUCGUGUCUACCCUCGACAGAUGACAGUCAUGUCCCAUUCAAAGGACCUCAAAGACGACUUUCACAGUGACACAGUCCUCUCCAUUUUAAAUGAACAACGAAUUCGGGGUAUUUUAUGUGAUGUCACUAUCAUUGUGGAGGACACUAAAUUUAAAGCUCAUAGCAAUGUCCUGGCAGCUUCAAGCCUUUAUUUCAAAAAUUUAUUUUGGAGUCGUACUAUCUGCAUUUCCAGCCACGUCCUGGAGUUAGAUGAUCUCAAGGCUGAAGUGUUUACUGAAAUCCUUAAUUAUAUCUACAGUUCCACGGUUGUUGUUAAGAGACAGGAAACAGUCACUGAUCUUGCAGCUGCAGGAAAAAAGCUGGGAAUAUCAUUUCUGGAAGAUCUUACAGAUAGCAAUUUCUCCAACUCUCCAGGUCCCUAUGUAUUUUGCAUCACAGAGAAGGGUGUAGUGAAAGAAGAAAAAAGUGAAAAACGAACCGAAGAACCAGCCAUUGCCAAUGGACCAAGGAUCACAAAUGCCUUUUCCAUCUUUGAAACUGAAAAUAAUAAUAGUAUGUUUUCUCCCCUGGACUUAAGGGCGAGUUUCAAAAAGGUCUCAGACUCCAUGAGAACAUCCAGCUUUGGUCUAGAAAGGAACGAUGUCUGCAGCGAAGCUGAGCCCGUCAGGACACUCGCCGAACAUUCCUACGCCGUUCCAUCCGCGGCGGAUGCUUUUCAAGGACGUCCUUUGUACGAGUGUGCUGCCAGUUCACCUUAUACACCAAGCGAAGAAAACUGCGAUGAGGUUCCAGCGAAUACACAAGCCUGUAGGCCAAAGACACCCCCAAGGCCUCAAGGUUCCAGUUUAGCAGUGGCAAAAAUAGCACCCCCAAAAGGAACCAGCACGGAGACUCAUGGAGAAAAGAGUCCAGAUCCAGCCGCUGCUUGUGCCCCAGACUCUCACAAGAGUCAAGAAGACAACCACUUUUCUAAGGAAGACGAAAACCCGCCUGCUAACAUUCCUGAAUCCAUAGCCCCAGUCCUUCCUCCUGUUUACAAUUGCACUUUCUGCUCCAAAUCAUUUGAAAAUGGAGCUUUAUUGGAGUCCCACUUGCUGCUCCACACAAAACCCCCAGAAGCUUUCAUGUGCAAAUACUGCGAUAAACAAUUCACCACCUCCAACAGGUUGGACAAGCAUGAGCAGACGUGCAUGAACUCACACCGUCUCCCUGUUCCUGUCGGAAACGAGCAGAGCUUUUCUUCUCCAGAUGGGAAGAUGGAAAGUUCCUACAAGGGUUCUGAAAUGCUGUCAUCUGAGAAUAAGGCGGGUGAACAUGCCGGCACGAGUCAGACCUUACCCGAAGUCGAGCACACGGUGAAGGUGGUGGAUGGGCAGAUACUCUACACGUGUAUCGUGUGCAAGCGUAGCUACGUCACUCUGUCAAGCCUCCGGAGACAUGCCAAUGUCCACUCAUGGAGGAGAACCUACCCUUGUCACUACUGCAGCAAAGUGUUUGCUUUGGCAGAAUAUAGGACCAGGCAUGAAAUCUGGCACACGGGAGAGCGGCGGUAUCAGUGCAUCUUCUGCCUGGAGACUUUCAUGACCUACUACAUCCUUAAAAACCAUCAGAAAUCCUUCCAUGCCAUUGACCAUCGCCUUCCCGUGAAUAAGAAGACGGCCAACGGAGGCCUGAAGCCCAGUAUCUAUCCUUACAAGCUUUACAGACUGCUGCCUAUGAAAUGCAAAAGGGCUCCCUAUAAGAGCUAUAGAAGUUCUUCCUAUGAAAAUCCACAAGAAAAUAGGCAAACGGGUGAGGCUGCUCCUAGUACCUGCAUUAUUCCGAAUCCACGAAGCUCUGAACUGCCAAUUUUGACUUUUCCAGACAGUGUGAAUAUGCUGUCAAAUAGCCCGGCCAUUUUACCCAUUGUCCCUGCAAGCAAAGAAGCCCACAAGGUUAUAGAUCCUCAGAAUGGGGUCCCUUGGGGAGGAGGAGGAGGAGGAGGGGAGGGAGGAGGAGGAGGAGGGGGGCUGCUGAGCCCUGUUAAAAAUAACUUUAGCCCUGUUGAGAAGCCGGUUCCCUCAGGAGGAAAAAGUCUCACUUCUGGCUCACAGGGAGGUGACGUGACGAUUCCAUCCUACAGUAACGUCAGUGAAAAUGCCACAUCGGUCAUCAGCUACAGCAGCUCGGCCCCGUCUGUCAUUGUGCACAGCAGCCGGGUUUCCUCGGUGAUCAUGCACAGUAAUGCAGUCACUGCCAUGACGAGCAGCAGCACCAUCGCUUCCAACAUCACCGUUAACCAGUCCCCAAGAGAUGACAGUAAGCAUGCGGAGAGUUUUGGCAAAAUCCCCACCAAGGUCAGAAGCAUUAAGGAGAAGAAGAAAAUGGUGCCCUACAACCGGGGAGAAACGUUGGAGGAGGCAAAGUAUGCCGCCAGUUCUGGAGGUCCUUUGAGUAAAACCACGAGUGUUAUUGAGGAAACCAGUAAAACUGAAACGUAUAUUGCAAAACCUGCCUUGCCUGGAACGUCCACCAACAGUAAUGUAGCACCUCUCUGCCAGAUAACAGUAAAAAUUGGGAAUGAGGCUAUUGUGAAAAGACACAUUUUAGGGUCCAAACUGUUUUAUAAAAGGGGAAGACGAUCCAAACAUGAAACUCAGGAGGAGAGUCUGCCUCAAGAAAAUGAUGUGGAACAGAAAGAGAGCAGCAGUCCAACGAGGCUGAGUCGCUCGGAAUGUGUGGAAAUGAGUGAAAUGUUUGAUGAAGGGAGUGACCAGGAUUCCACAGACAAACCUUGGCGGCCAUACUACAAUUAUAAACCCAAGAAGAAAUCCAAGCAAUUAAAAAAAAUGAAGAAAGUCAAGUGGAAGAAAAGACAUGGAAACAGGAGCCCGAGCAGUGAAUUCACAAACUCCAGUGACCUAGACUGCUCCAUUAAAAAAAGCCCAAAGGAAAAGAUCCCUGAAGGAGAAGAGAGUAAAGAGAUGCCCAGUCUGCACUGCGAACUUUGUGUUGGGGACAAAGGACCUACGGAAGGACCUCCAGGCCAGCCCCACUGGCAUCAUAACACGUCCAAGUCUCACGUUUGUGAACUCUGCCAAAAACAAUUCCAGAGCCCCUCCACCCUCAAAAUGCACAUGAGAUGUCACACUGGAGAGAAGCCUUAUGCUUGCAAAACAUGUGGAAGGUGUUUUUCGGUUCAAGGGAACUUACAGAAACAUGAACGCAUUCAUCUUGGAGUCAAAGAAUUCAUCUGUCAGUAUUGUAGCAAGGCAUUCACUUUAAAUGAAACCCUCAAAAUCCAUGAAAGAAUUCACACUGGUGAAAAACGUUAUCGUUGUCAGUUCUGUUUGCAGAGCUUUCUGUAUCUGUCUACCAAAAGGAAUCACGAGCAGAAACAUAUCCAUGAGCAUAACGGGAAGGGUUAUGCUUGCUUUCAGUGCCCUAAAAUCUGCAAAACAGCAGCUGCCCUGGGCAUGCACCAAAAGAAACAUUUAUUCAAAAGCCCCAAUCAACCAGAGAAAAAAGAGGGUGGGGGCAAUGACAUCCCCAAGUCCUUUGAGAAUCAACCCUUCACUGACUCAGGUGGAAACAAGAUGAAGGAAACCCUACAAACUAUGCCCGAAGAGGUUUUCCUUUGAUUGACAGUGGUGGGAAAACCACUAGAAUGAUAUGAUUUUUUUUUUAGGUAUCCGACAUCAUUGGGUGAAGUAUAAAGGAAACUCAAAUUUGUGUAAGUUCCUGAAACAUGACACUUUUUCUUCCUAUUCAUAGGUUUCAGCAUUAACUACAAAAGCAAAACACACCCAAACAUUCAAACUGAGGCUUCAUAUUCCCCAAUAUAAUAUGAGGGUAAAUGAGAUUCUUAGCUACAGUAUCUCGGCCAGUGGGUACUUUGUAAUUUAAAAAGAAAAAGAAUCCGCCAGACACUCUUUGGGUGGAGUGUUGUUAGGAGCUGCCAAACUGGCUGUGAAAUACUGAACUUGAAUCGCUUUGAAGAAAAUAAGAGUUCAGAUGCCAUAAGAAUGUCAACUUCACCAGUGUGUUAAAAGGUGAAUGAAACCCAUCAUCGAUUCUUUUUCCCUCAUCCAGUUUUAAUACCGUUAAAAUUUUCAAAGGAUAAACUUUGGAUAUUAUAUGAAACCCUACAUGGUUGGGGAAAAAUUGUGAGAUGAGUAACCUAAAGAAGACAUUCGUCUUCCUUUCUUGUAAAACAAACCUUGUAAAAAUAACACAAACCCUGUAGUUUUACACUGUCCAUGUUCAGUUAGAAAAUGAAAACGAUGAGGGGAAAUGAGAAUUUGGGGAAAAUUCAUAAAGGGUAUUUUCAGUGUGGCCAAACACCUAACUUAAGAACACAGUGUGUGCUACUGGAUGAAAUUGUUCUUGAAGUUAUUACUUAUCAACAGUGGGGAUCUUGAUAUCGGUGGUCUAUUUGGUAUCCCCCCCCUCCCCAAACAUCUUUUUACCACACUACUAAAUAUACCAGCAAUUACUUAAACUGUAUGUUGCUCCAGGAGAGUUUCAUAACAGCUCAGCUCACCUCUGAGAAUGAAGAAGGGUCAAAUUGGGCUGAACGUAUCUGCAGUCUUCCAGGCACCGUUCAAAUCUCAGAAGGCUACCAUUUCAAGGCAGGCCCAACCAAAUGAAAUGUGACUUACCCAGCUCCCCCUUUGAAAUGCUUGAAGGAAGGUAAGCUUAUGUAGCAAACUGUCACGCAUUUGAUUAUGUCACCAUGCCCAAACCCUACCGCCAUGGGCCAAUCUUGUGGAAAGACUAGGCAGUCCACACAAGUUAUCAUGCAAGAGUGAGAUACUUAGGGAAACUGUGGCAUUUCCAUCUCCCAUGGGUUGUUGGCCUAAGGGAGUGAGGUCUUAAAUCCAAGCAUUAGCACUAUCUGACAUCUGGACUCCGUGUAUAAAGGUGGGAUGUUGAAUGAGUAAAGAGGCUCUCUAUUCCCUUACUUAUUGGACUCCUAUGAAAUUAGACGACCAUGCUAGAUGGCUCUUUUCCAUCUUUGGUAAUAGAUACCUUGCCAGAGACCUCUAUGCAUCCCCUAAUAUCAUCUCCAGCUGACAAGCAUCCUUAAUGUCCCCCCCCCCAAAAAAACUGACUCAUUGCUGCCUGUGGUUGUCAGAUUAAAGAGGUUCACAUUGUUUCUUCCCCAGAAGGGGUAAGAGCCAUGAUUCUGACUUUCUGCACCUGCCAGAGAGAGAUUGGGUGCAUUCCUGACCUGUCCCCUCACAUUAAAGCAUCUUCUGGAAACCAUCCAUCAAGAGCUCAAGGCUUGCCCUGCAGUCCCUAAAGCCAAUUCGGCAUGCGAAGGGCCCUCCAACGUGAUACCUUGCAUCAUCACUCUACAGGACUAUUUCCCAUCAUGCUACUCUGAAGUCUUUAUGAAGAGGACCUUUGUUACAUUGGGCGAGCAAGGCUGCAUCUUAAAAAUCCAGAAAAAGGACGGGAUGGAAGCUGACCUUUAAUUUUGUAGUGCUUUGCUAUUAAAUAACCACAAUACUGCAGCCUCAAUAACCUCCUGUCUCCAUUUUCACUUUCAUACAGUAUUAUAAAGGGCAAAAUACAAGUGAAUUUACAUGUUCUUUUUAUACAUAACAUACCUGCACUAAUCAUUUACUUUCGGUUUUGUUUUAAAAGUUUUGUAAGAGUCAGACCAGGCUAAAAAGUCUUUGUUGAAAUAAUACCUACAGUAUUGAAUAGUUAAUCCUGUGGUCCACUGAUUCAUGCUACCCUAGAUGAGGGCUAUGUGUCCAGGAGAAGUAUUUUAUUUCAUUAGUUCCUUUGGCUUCAGACAAUGCAAGUUGUGAAGUCACUAUUAUCAGUAGUGAAUUCUUCCAGUCUGCACAUGUGGGAUGUUUUCUAAGUGGACUUGUACGCUGAUAAUUCUAGACCAAAGUAAAUAUGGCAGAAUAUUUAUACAUGAAAAGAUAAUUUUACAAAUAUUUUCUAUAAUUGUAUCAUUCGUAAAAAAAAAAUAAAAAUAAAAAUGCUGAUAGCUUGUGUUUGUUUUGGGGGAGGGUUGUAUAUUUUGAUUAAAAAACAAAACCAAAAAAAAAAACCCUUGACUUUGUAAUUCUGUAUAUUCUAUACAGUUUCUAGCAGAGCAGUUUUAAGACAGCAUCUUAAUGUUUAUAGUCAAUUGUGGAAAAUUUAUUCUAAGUCCUAUGUUUAACGUAAUGAGUCAAGUACUGAUGACCAAACUAGAACUGAAGUAAAUGUAAUCAAUGAAUCUCUCGUAUGCUUUACAUGAUAGACUGUCACUUGAGAUGUUAUAGCAUCUGUAUUUUGUUUAGAAAAUAUUAUUAAAUGCAGAUGUAAAGAGUUGGAAAAAGUCUAAUUUUAUUUUUAGAAAGAAUGAAUAUAAAUUUGGUUUUGCUUGAUUAAAAACUGGCUUAUUCUUAUUUCUAGUCUCUUUUCAAAUAUCUCGAAUGGUAAUUCUCUUACACCAGCAGGAACUGUACUUUUACAGACUGAUGUUGAACAUUGGAUUUGCCUGCUGUAUUUUUGUUUCUUUGUUUGUUCAUACACAGUGAAAUAGCAACAUGGCAGUGACCUUCCAGUCUAGGACUAAGGAAGAACAUGGCAUCUUUAGAAGGUGACAUCAUGAAAGACAGAAUACUCUUUUGGUUAGUCUCAAAGGAUGACCCAUUGCACAGAGGUGUUUGAUAAAAGUUGGAAUGAAUGAAUGAAUAAAUGAAGAUGCUAAUACAU
Molecule: messenger RNA, 9665 nt
Organism: Monodelphis domestica (gray short-tailed opossum)
Lineage: Eukaryota; Metazoa; Chordata; Mammalia; Didelphimorphia; Didelphidae
Source: RefSeq, a predicted model, not a curated record